CGCGGCUUAUAUCAUUUAUACGUGGUACGUGCGAAUCCCAAGGGAAGUCCGCCAACGCCGUGUAACAUCUUCGAAAAGAUUGCUUGACACACUUGCCGGGUGCGGCUUCUACUUCGUGAUAUUCAUGGUUGCAUUCGCUUGGGGCAUGGGUGCUUCAAGGAUCAAUGACAACAGGCAUAGCGUACAGGACAUCAUCGCCGGUGCAUUACUAGGUGGAGUAUACGGAGCGUUAUUUGGUGUAAGAGCGGUAUUCAAUCACGCGGACGUGAAUGAGGAAGACAGGGAUCAUGAUACAAGUGUUGGUAGUCAUGGCGAAAGUUGCAAUAACAAAUCUUACUCGUAUAACUAA
Messenger RNA from Sphaeroforma arctica JP610, 349 nucleotides. RefSeq lists its product as hypothetical. The transcript has a single exon. The record is from RefSeq and is a predicted model, not a curated record. Lineage: Eukaryota; Ichthyosporea; Ichthyophonida. The annotation marks the transcript as partial.